Messenger RNA from Lolium perenne, 1508 nucleotides. NCBI's taxonomy places the organism in Eukaryota, Viridiplantae, Streptophyta, Magnoliopsida, Poales, Poaceae. The record is from RefSeq and is a predicted model, not a curated record.
CGCGCGGCGCAGAGGAGAGCACUAGAGCAGGCGCGCGGCGGCAAGAAGAACCAAGAUGCUCAAGUUGCACAAGGAGCGGCGGCCGCCGGCGCUUCUCGCCGUGGCCGUCGCCGCCGCCGCCCUGCUCCUGUGCUCGUGCCCCGCCGUCGUUUCCGCCCGGAAGGUGGGCGAGACGUGCGCGCUGGGGCGGAACUGCGACGCCGGGCUGCACUGCGAGACGUGCGCGGCGGACGGCGGCGUGCGGCCGCGGUGCACCCGGGUGACCCCCGUCGACCCGCAGAGCAAGGCGGCGGACCUGCCCUUCAACCGCUACUCGUGGCUCACCACCCACAACUCCUUCGCCCGCCUCGGCGCCCGCUCCCAGACGGGGACGGCCAUCGCCACCGCGUGGAACCAGCAGGACACCGUCACCCAGCAGCUCAACAACGGCGUGAGAGGGCUGAUGCUGGACAUGUACGACUUCCGCAACGACAUAUGGCUCUGCCACUCCUACGGCGGCGCCUGCCAAAACUUCACCGCCUUCACGCCGGCGGUGAACGUGCUCCGGGAGAUCGAGGUGUUCCUGGCGAGGAACCCGUCGGAGGUGAUCACGAUCUUCAUCGAGGACUACGUGGAGUCGCCGAAGGGGCUCACCCGCGUCUUCAACGCCUCCGGCCUGACGCGGUACCUGUUCCCGGCGUGGCGCAUGCCCAAGAAGGGCGGCGACUGGCCGCUGCUCAGCGACAUGGUCCGCGACAACCACCGCCUCCUCGCCUUCACCUCCAAGGCCGCCAAGGAGGCCGCCGAGGGGUUCCCCCACGAGUGGCGCUACGUCGUCGAGAACCAGUGUACGUACUCACGCAGGCACGAAUCAUCACGGCGGCAUGCGGGGCAUGACAAAUGUGAAAAUGUUUCAUGUGCUGCAGACGGGACGAAAGGGAUGGUGAACGGGGCGUGCCCGAACAGGGCCGAGUCGGCCACCAUGAACGACCUGUCGAGGUCACUGGUGUUGGUGAACUACUUCAGGGACCUCCCCAACUUCCCAGAGGCCUGCAAGGACAACUCGGCGCAGCUACUGGGCAUGCUAGACACAUGCCACUCCGCCUCCGGGAACAGAUGGCCUAACUUCAUCGCCGUCGACUUCUACAAGAGAAGCGACAGAGGCGGUGCGGCGGAAGCCACGGACAAGGCCAACGGCGGGCUGGUCUGUGGAUGCGGAAGCAUAGCUGCUUGCAAUAGCAAUGGUACGUGCUCACCGCGCAACCACGGGGCCACGCCGAAAGGCAUCUUCAACGCGACCUCAGACGCUGCUGUGCGGCGGUGGCCCGCAACGUUGCAGUGGCAGCUGCUGAUGCUGCCGUCCACUGUCAUUGCUCUACUAUUGUGCUUGUAGAAGUGCAGUGGAAUGUAGAAAGCUUCGUCUAAGGAUAGAUCAGUUUGGAGAUUGUAAAUCAGCUGCUUAGCAGCAGAGAGAUCACGAAAGUUGUCUGACCCCCAUUGCAAAUAUAAAGCAGUGCAAUUGCUACUUC